GCCACGAGCAUUUGACAUUUAGUCACUGUCAGCGCUAGAUAUUUCUCGUUUUUGACGAGAGAAAAUACUUUUUUAUUUGAUACAAGGUACAUGGUGCUAUAAGACUAUUCAUACAUAACAUUAUUUAUUAAGAAUCCAAAAUGUCCGGAUCAGCACACAGGCACCGAUACAAGAACACUGCUUUGGACAGCGUGGAGCUGCGUAGGCGUAGGGAGGAAGAAGGAGUGCAGCUCAGGAAAGCCAAGCGAGAUCAGCAGCUCAACAAACGACGGAAUGUUAACGUUAAUCAAUUUCUACCCGACGAGGAUCCCCUACAGCUGGAAGGUGACACUUCAUCGCCUGCCAGUCCAUGGAUAACGCAAGACAUGAUCCAGGAUUUGUACAGCAACGAUCCGGAAUUGCAAAUGUCGGCGUCGGCGAAAUUUCGAAGGUUGCUGAGCAGAGAGCCGAAUCCACCUAUCGAUGAAGUGAUACAAACGGGAAUCGUGCCGAGAUUCGUCGAAUUUCUGCAAAAUUCGUCCAAUUCAACGCUACAAUUCGAAGCAGCAUGGGCGCUUACAAAUAUAGCUUCCGGAACGUCCCAGCAGACUCGUAUGGUGAUCGAUACGGGGGCUGUUCCUAUAUUUAUACAACUAUUAGGAAGCAGUUAUGAAGACGUUCAGGAACAAGCAGUUUGGGCUUUAGGUAAUAUUGCGGGAGAUUCUGCCGAGUGUCGUGAUCAUGUACUUGAUUCAGGAAUACUAGUACCACUUUUACAAAUACUUAGUACGCAAACCCGUUUAUCGAUGAAGCGAAACGCCGUUUGGGCCCUUUCUAAUUUAUGCAGGGGCAAAAAUCCGCCGCCCGAUUUCUCCAAAGUGUCUCCUUGUCUGCCGAUACUGUCGCGAUUGUUGUUCCACACCGAUUCCGACGUCCUAGCCGAUACAUGCUGGUCGUUAAGUUAUUUAUCCGACGGUCCUAACGAGAAAAUUCAGGCCGUAGUCGACGCCGGAGUGUGUAGACGCCUGGUGGAAUUGCUGAUGGCCCAAGCGCCCAACGUGGUAUCGGCUGCGCUCAGAGCGGUGGGUAACAUCGUCACGGGCGACGACGUCCAGACUCAGGUGAUUCUCAAUUGCUCGGCGUUGCCGUGUCUGCACCAUUUGCUGUCUUCGACCAAGGAGACGAUCAGGAAAGAGGCUUGUUGGACUAUCAGCAACAUCACCGCCGGCAACAGACAACAGAUCCAGGCGGUCAUCGACGCCAACAUAUUUCCCAUACUGAUCGAAAUAUUGAGCAAAGCGGAAUUUAAGACGAGAAAAGAGGCGGCUUGGGCGAUCACGAACGCCACCAGCGGCGGUACGCCCGAUCAGAUUCGUUACCUCGUCAGCCAGAAUUGCAUCGGACCGUUGUGUGAUCUUCUCACCGUCAUGGACGCCAAAAUCGUUCAAGUGGCGCUCAACGGUUUGGAGAAUAUACUGAGGUUAGGCGAUCAGGACGCCAAAUUGCGAGGCGGCACCAAUCCUUAUGCCGUUAUGAUCGAAGAAUGUUACGGUCUGGACAAGAUUGAAUUCCUCCAAUCGCACGAGAACAUGGAGAUCUACCAAAAAGCGUUUGACAUCAUCGAGCACUUCUUCGGUACCGAGGAGGAGGAUUCUAAUGUAGCCCCUUCGAUAGACACGGAUCACCAACAGUACCAAUUUAGCUCGGACGAGGCGGUGCCCAUGGGGGGUUUCCAGUUUUGAAUUAAAAAAAAAUAAUCAAUUUACGUUUAAUUUAAAAAAAAAAGUGCCCAUAUUGAUAUUUUUAAACCGACAGGAUUGGAAAGAGAGAGAAUGAGAGAGAGAGAGAGAGAGCAAGAGGUGAAUGUUUCAAAAUUUCAACUCUGCUCUUUUUUUUUUUUAAUAGUAUAAAUCAAAUACCGAUGGGUGACGAGAAGCGCUGUGAGUUGGUAUCAAAAUUUGAAUAUCGAUUGGGAAACCUCACAUUAAGAAUAAACUAUAUUAUUAAUUAACCCGGAAAAAUACAUUAGUUGAGUUUGUAAUUUUAUUUUUGUGGCGAAAUUAGUGCGUUCUACUCUGAAUAGUAGUAAAAAAAGUUAAAAUUACAGUAGUAAUAUAUAAAUGUAUCGAUUUUUUCUAGUGCUUUGAAAUAUACAAAUUAUAAUUUUAUGUAAAUUUCGUUGUUAAAUGAAUAAAUUUGUAAUUUUUUUAAGCAUUAAUUUCGUUUUACUGUUUUGGCAUCGACGAGUUUAUGAAUAAUAUUUUACAUUAUUAUUCGCGAUGUGUGAGGUUUCUUCAUAACUUACCUACUAGAUUGAAUGGUGUAAACAGAAAUAUUUUAUUUAGUGAGACAUAAAUUGUCAAUUCCAAGAUCGUUUAUUUUCAUUAGUUUUUAAGUUUACAUUUCGUAUGAUACACAUGGGCCUACUAGUUUUUAUUUUAAUUCUUUUCCAUAUUCGGUGAGUGUUUUAUUAUGAGGCUGACGACAAAACGAAUGAAUAAUAUGAUGAAAAAGUCCACUUGAGUUCAGAAUAAUAGCGAGUGAAUGUAAUAAAAAUGUCGACUGAAAGAUUAUUGGCGAAAUAUCGGAAUGUUACUAAGCGAAAGAUGUGAGUUAAUCGUGUUACCUAAUUGAAAAAAAAUAUAGUGUACUUCAUAUAUGACGUUUAUAGAUGAGUUGACAAAUGACAAUUGGCGUUUGCGCUGUCUUCAAUGUUAAUUUCGUACAAGUUAUCAUUUUCUGUAGUAUAUUUUAGUUUUAUUUAACAAACUUUUGUUUAUUUCGUAUUUUAGUGGUUCUUUAAUAUUCCGACGGCCGUAUAUAAACUACUGGACAAAAUUAACGCAACAUCAUAAAUUUGUCACAUUUUUUAUGCUAUUUUUUGUUUGAAUUUAUGAUCCGAUUUGGAUGAUUUUUUUUUGUAUUAUAGGUUGGUUCCU
Messenger RNA from Phyllotreta striolata, 2918 nucleotides. Lineage: Eukaryota; Metazoa; Arthropoda; Insecta; Coleoptera; Chrysomelidae. The record is from the annotation of a GenBank genome assembly.